Messenger RNA from Cylicostephanus goldi, 263 nucleotides. Lineage: Eukaryota; Metazoa; Nematoda; Chromadorea; Rhabditida; Strongylidae. The record is from the annotation of a GenBank genome assembly.
GAACGACCAUUCACUUGCCCCAUUUGCAAUCGACGAUUCUCACAAAGCUCUUCUCUAGUCACACAUCGAAGAACGCACACGAAUGAGCGACCGUAUCAGUGUACCCACUGCGAUAAGAAAUUCACAGACAGCUCAACGCUUACAAAACAUUUGAGGACGCACACAGGACAGAAGCCUUACGGAUGCGAAGUCUGCUUUAUGCGUUUUACCCAGUCUGGCAACCUCCAUCGGCAUAUGAAAACGCACAAGAACCUCCAAUGAUU